This is a messenger RNA of Anastrepha ludens (Mexican fruit fly), 1852 nucleotides long. It is a transcript of the gene La, whose product is annotated as la protein homolog. NCBI's taxonomy places the organism in Eukaryota, Metazoa, Arthropoda, Insecta, Diptera, Tephritidae. The coding region runs from base 117 to 1352 and encodes 411 amino acids. The transcript has 4 exons. The record is from RefSeq and is a predicted model, not a curated record. Gene Ontology annotation, cellular component: cytoplasmic stress granule; cytosol; ribonucleoprotein complex. Gene Ontology annotation, biological process: RNA processing; positive regulation of translation. Gene Ontology annotation, molecular function: RNA binding.
GAAUCGCCGUCAUAUGGGUGUCAUUCCUUUUAGCGGCGUUUGUCUGAAAACGUGUUUUUUUCUUCACACGUGUUUGAGAAUAGUUUUCAUUAAUUUUGUAAUAUUUCUGAAAUACAAUGGCUGAUGUUGCAGAUAAGCCCGUUGAAGAAGUGAAGAACGGUAGUUCAGAAAAGGCGGAAGAGGAGGCAGAAAGUAAAAAUCAGACAGUAUUGGCGGAAGAAAGUGUUGAAGAAAGCAAGAAAGUUGCUGCAGAGGAGGUUGUUGAAGAAAAAGAAAAAGGAGAAGGUGGUGAUGAUGAGAAAGAUCAUAACGCCCAUUUAACCAAAAAAGAGCGGGGAAUAAUACGUCAGGUUGAAUACUACUUCAGUGACGCUAAUUUGCGCCGUGAUAAGUUCCUACUGGAACAGAUCUCCAAAGACGAAGAGGGCUGGGUACCACUUUCAGUCUUGUUAACAUUCAAGCGUUUGUCGUCAUUGUCCACAGAUCCAAGUGAGAUUAUUGAUGCUCUUAUUAAAUCUGAGGAAGGCUUACUCGAAAUCAGCGAAGACAAACAAAACUUGAGACGCCAUCCAGAGCGUCCCAUACCGGAGCAUAACGAAGAGCAACGCAAAGAAAUACAGUCGCGUACUGCUUACGCCAAGGGCUUCCCGCUCGAAACUACCAUGUCGGAGCUGAUCGAUUUCUUUGCUCCUUAUGAAAAGGUGCUGCACAUUACCAUGCGCAAAUACCUUGACAAGCCGAGCAAAUCUUAUAAAUUCAAGGGUAGCGUUUUUGUUACUUUUGAUAAAAAGGAGCAAGCACAGGACUUCAUUGAAAAGGAUAAGGUGGCUUACAAUGAACGUGAACUUCUGCGAAAAUGGCAAGAAAAGUAUUUGGAAGACAAAAAAGAAGAGACAAAGUCUAAGUCAAAGAAGGGUAAAGCCAAGCCAGAAGAGGAAAAGCUAAAAUUGCCCAGGGGAACAGUUGUGUACUUUGAAAACAGCACAGAUGCUGUGACUCGUGAAUUACUGCGUGAAGCAGUAGAAAAAGUUGAAGGCGGUUGGGAAAUUUCAUAUAUUGAUUAUAGCAAAGGUGAUAAAACGGGUCAUAUCCGUUUUGCAGAUGAAAACAAUGGAUCACAGUUCCUUAACAAAUUAAAUGAAAAUAAGUUAAAAGUAAAAGAAGACUUGGAACUUGUAUUGCGCACACUCUCAGAUGAGGAGGAAAAGACGUACUUGGCUAAGGCUGUAGAACAAAUGAAAAGCCGUCGAAGUCAUCACAACAAGAACAAAGGUGGUCACGGAAAUCGCAAGCGUCGCGGUGGUUACGAUAACCGUAAUGACGGAAAGAAAAAUAAGACAGAAGCUGAGUAAAAAUGUCUGGUGCAAAAUGAAUAUUGCAGAAGAUCGGAAAUGUGUGACCGAGAGGGUCAUGUAAAUUAAAGUUUAUAUACAUAUUAUAUGUAAAAAGGAAGCGUAGAAGUAAUAUAAUGCCAUUUAUGAAUUGUACGAAAGAAUUUUAAAAAUUCUUCUCAAUAUCCACUUUUUUAUAAUUUUCGUAAGUUAAAAUAUUGAAUUUCGUACGUUUUUCAACACUAAUUCGUAUGGGUUGUGAAUGCUGAUACUAUUCAAUUGUACGAGUAUUGCAUGCACAUUCGAAAUACUUGAAAAGCAGUUUUCGGCGAUUUAGAUGUAAUGUAUACGUUUUUUUGUUAAUAAGGAUAUUUACAAAAUGUACGUACUGUAAAAAAUCUUUUUAUCAAAGCAAAAACAUUUAUAUAACAUUACGAGUACACAACUAAGUGUAUUCAACCACUGGCACUAAUUCGUCAACAAAAAGUAAAAGUAAAAAUAUUCAUAAAAACGAAAAUAUA